GUGUCGAACAUUUCAUCGGUAAAUACUCGAGUAGGAUAGAGUACGAAAGCUAGUAUCGAUUAAACUUGAAGGUUUCCAUCCAGCUGAAACAAAUACGAUAUUAUUACCUUCGAUUAAUUGUCCAAGUUUAACCUUAAGUUCAACUUUCAUCCAAUCCGAUCCAAUCCACGGGGGAACAUCUUCAUGCAUUCCCCGGCUUGCGAUGGCCACUAUCCCCAAUCAGGGCGAUAACUCGAUAGCUACCCAUCUCGCGAGCGGCCGUCGCUGGGUCAACGGGAUUUGCAGCCCAAACGCCACAGCGAAGCUCUUCAACAGUACGAGUACACGGAUCCAAGCUCAGUUCGUCGCAAACAAAAACAAGAAUCCCUUUUCGCUUCAAUUUUCUGUAUUAAUCAUUUUUCCGCAUCCGACGAUUGUGGUAAUUUCUAUCCUUCCCUCGCGCACUCUCUCCCAUUUCCAGAGUUUCUCAGGCGAAAGCAUCGCCACACAGCGACUCUAUCUACCUUUCCUGAUAUCGCAUUUCGCGCGCAACCGAGAAACUCAAAACAAACGCUUUUAGAACCCACCGCAUAAACCACCCAAUCUCGUACGAUGGAGACAUUGAUAUGCAUGGCCUUCGACAACCUCUCCUCCAACGACCAACUCAAGAUCCGUAAAGGACUGCGCCAAAUCGAAGGGCUCCUCGCGCAAAUCUGCCUCUCCUCCCCGAGCGCGGAUAAACGCCGAUCGAUCGUCGAAUACGGAAAGGAACCGUCUCCUCCACGACCGUUGGACCAGUUAACCGAUGACCCUGCGUUCCUGCAGUUUUUCAAACUUCAAAAUGGAUUUGAGUGUAAUAUUAUAUCGCGGUUGUUGAAUUGUUUGGAUCGGUUGUUGGGAAAGGCACAGGAGGGGACCUAUGAUUUGUUGAUUAUACAGACGUUGGAUUUGUGUCAGGGGGUUAUGUUACUGCAUCCACCAUCGAGAGCGUUGUUUGCUAGGGAGGCGUAUAUGGAGGUAUGUUUCCCUCAUCUGUUCAUUCAUCAAGAAUCAAAAAAUAAAAAUUACAAACAACUAAUCAUUUCAAAACCACAGCAACUCCUCGACCUCCUCGAACCAGUCAACUGCCCCGCCAUCCAAUCAACCACCAUCAUAACCCUAGUCUGCGCUCUAAUCGACACCCCCAAAAACACACGUACAUUCGAGAAGCUCGAGGGACUCCUCGUCGUAACAUCCAUCUUCAAAUCUCGCGAAACAACGCGGGAAGUCAAGCUCAAGCUCGUCGAGUUUCUAUACUUCUACCUGAUGCCCGAAACGCCCUCCAUCCCAACUGCUAACUCGACCGUCUCGGUACCCCAGAUGCUACAGCGCAGUCCGUCAAAAUUGGCGGGUGCCUUUAAUAGGGUUGAUACGAAUCGGAAGAGGAGUGAUAGUGGAUCUGAUAUCACGAAGACGACGGAGGAGAAACAAUUCCUGUUGGGUCGGUUCUUGAAUAGUGUUGAUGAGUUGGUCGCGGAUUUGAGGGAGAGUACUCCGUUUGGUGGGGCAGUUUGUUAGCCAUUUCCGCUUCUGUCUUUCGUUUCCGUCUUCUUUUCAUUUUGUCUGGUGUUGGGAGUCAGACUUGAGACUGGCAUCUCCUUUUUAUAUUGAUUGGCAUUUCCCCCUUCAAUGUUCGGCGUUUUUGGAUGGAUGGAUGAAUGGAUGUAUGGAGGGCGUUGGGUACCAGCACAACGCACAGUACGUGUUUGGAAGAUUUCCUUCUCCAUCUUUGUCUUGUUCCGCGUCCCUUUUUAUCUCGGGAGAUGAGAAGGCGUCGGAUCGGAUUCUUUUCUUUGUAAUAAUUUCUAUAGUAAUCUCUCCUUUAUAGGAGUCAGGAUGAGUCUUCAGACACUGUAUCUCCUUGCUCUUUCAAGAAAAAUAAUCAAAUAUUUC
Molecule: messenger RNA, 1911 nt
Organism: Hymenoscyphus albidus
Lineage: Eukaryota; Fungi; Ascomycota; Leotiomycetes; Helotiales; Helotiaceae
Source: the annotation of a GenBank genome assembly